Messenger RNA from Olea europaea var. sylvestris, 1108 nucleotides. RefSeq names its product ycf3-interacting protein 1, chloroplastic-like. NCBI's taxonomy places the organism in Eukaryota, Viridiplantae, Streptophyta, Magnoliopsida, Lamiales, Oleaceae. Bases 840 to 1091 code for a protein of 83 amino acids. The record is from RefSeq and is a predicted model, not a curated record. The transcript is spliced from 4 exons.
UUCUUCCGACAAUGUUUUAGUUCUCGAGGAGGAAUUAACAUGUAAAUUUUGUUCGUAACUUAAAACUGAGAGAGGUGAGAGCUGAGAAAGCCGAAGUAUGAUUUACUAUCAUACGAUUUCAUGAUAUAUAUUUGAGAGUGGUAUAAUCCUUGAACCUAUACCAAUUCUAUUGUAAUGCUGAAUUUUGUUAUCGAAAUUUGUCAUCCUCAGACUUUUCAUUAUUAUUAAAAAUAUAAUUUUUUGAUUAUUAUGGUAAAACAUGAAUUCUAGACUAAAAAAACUUUUCACUUCUCAGUCUCUCUGUACAAAUGAAUUAGUGUAGAUACUUGCCAUUAGCUGCGUUGUGAUGGAAAAAAUCAUAUGUACAGAAAAAUGCCUCACUGAAGUGCUCUAGAUGCUACUGUGCUGGCAGCUUUUGAGUGGAUCCAUUUUAUUUUUAUUUUUUUGUGUGUUUUCUGUCAUGAACAAAUGAAAAAUUGCCAAGUGUAUAUCUGUAAAAAUUCUGUGAACUAAAUUCUGUACACCUAGCAUAGUAGCAUUGUUGCAUUGUGAUUAUGCAUCCACACUUCGAAAACUUUCCUGCUAACUACAACCCCUCUGCAAAAUCUUUCUAUUUCAUCUUCUUUAACUUUUCUCUGCAGUUCCUAUCCCAUUUUCGCUGGAAAUGUCUGCAUUCUCUCUUUUUGAUCUUCUUCAAACUAUCCUAAAUCUCUUCUUUACUUGAAUCCCAACUCAUUUUACUACUAACUGUUUUAUGUUCUUCGUAAUCGUUUAUUUAGGAAAUUCACUAAACAAACUUUUUCGUCCAGGUUUUGUCGCUUCUAAGGAAAAACAGAGACAUGCUCUUCAAUGAGGUUAAGUUAACUGUAUCGAUUGAAGACCCUAGGAACGUUGAGCGAAGGCGUCUGCUUGGCAUUGAUGACGAAGAUGCUCCUACUAGGGAUGAAUUGGCCGCUGUUUUAGUAGAAGUAAGUGAAGGUAAAAUUCCAAAAGAUCAUGUAGAUACGCAGAUGCUGCCUGAAGAAAUUACGCAAUGGCCAAAUUUAGAGCUAAAUCAUGCAUUCUGGUUUUGCUCCUAUGUUGCCCUAUGAUCAACUAUAACCUCCAG